CUCUCUCUCUCUCUCUCUCUCUCUCUCUCUCUCUCUCAUUAAGCGGCACAGAAACACAACCUAGAAGACACUUUUUCCAAAGCAUCUCACUUCCAUCCCAUGUCCGUCUCCUCUCUCUCUCCCUCUUGUCUUCAUGUCCACUGCAAGUGAUUGGCAGCAAGACCAUGAGAUAGGGAAGAAGAUCAAGCGGGAGUCAUCAGCAUCUGAGGCUGGCCGGAUGAUGGCGGCGCGGAGGAGCAGCAGCCUGCCUACGGCGGGCGCCGGGCCUGGGUCGGCCCCAUCGUUCAACACGAUGACUCCUUGUGCAGCGUGUAAGCUGCUCCGGCGGCGUUGUGCGCAGGAGUGCACUUUCUCACCCUUCUUCUCGCCGAUGGAGCCGCACAAGUUCGCCUCGGUUCAUAAGGUCUUUGGUGCCAGCAACGUCUCCAAGAUGCUCCUGGAGGUGCACGAGAGCCAGCGCAGCGACGCGGCUAACAGCCUGGUGUACGAGGCGAACCUGCGGCUUCGUGAUCCCGUGUACGGCUGCAUGGGGGCCAUCAUCACCCUGCAGCAGCAGGUGCACGCCCUCGAGGCCGAGCUCGCCGGCGUCCGCGCGGAGAUCACCAAGCACAGGUACCGCCCAUCUGCCUCCGCAGCCGUGAAUGUGCCACCCUCUUCGCACGCAUCCCAGCUCCUCGCUGCGUCGGCAGCAGGAGGCCAACGGCAGGCUGAAUCGUCCUUGGGAGUGGGCGUCGCUGCUGUGGCAGGGCCUGUGGCUUCCGCGUCGUCGUCGACGACGGUGUACGCCGCCGCGUCGAGCUCCACUGACUACAGCUCCAUCACGCAUGAAAAUGUUCCAUAUUUCGGUUGAGGACGUGCUAGCCUUAAUGGAGAGUUUCUUGGAUGUAAUUUUGUUGCCUCUUCCUUUUAUGUAGACCUUGUGAAAAUAUUGGAAUAAAAAGGCUUUUCCUCGAAAA
Molecule: messenger RNA, 956 nt
Organism: Lolium perenne
Lineage: Eukaryota; Viridiplantae; Streptophyta; Magnoliopsida; Poales; Poaceae
Product: LOB domain-containing protein 15
Source: RefSeq, a predicted model, not a curated record